ACUUUCAAAAAGAGCGCGAUCGCGAGCGUACGCACCGACAAUUCUUGUGUUAUUAUUUAUUACUUUAAUUUUGUGAAAAUGACGGUGAAUAAAACGACAAAAACAAAGAAAAAAACCACCGCUGCUGCCUCAACCUCCACGGCAACAACUUCCAAAGUGACAAAAUCGACGAAAACCUCCAAAGUGGUAGACGGUGAGCUCUCCAAAGCCUCCUCCUCGUCCAGUUUGCAAAUCUCAGACAUUUCCCACUUACCGGUCGACGCCAACAUCGUCACCUACACGGUAACAGAGACUUUACCGACCGGUGGUGGCGAAAAAAUCACAGUUUAUGGCGAAACGGGCGCUACUAGCACCGAAUACAGACACUUUAUCGCACAAGACUCGAAAAACGCCACGACAAUCACCCAACUCAGCUCGAAAUUAAACAGAUCGACUUCGAAUAUCUCACAGGAAUCCGGCUCGACUUACACUGUCACCGAACCAGUGGAAGAACUCAAACUAACUUACAACAAAAACGACUCUGGAUGGAACGGAAAGUUUAUUUACGAACAACCUGUGGCCAAAAAGGGCCAAGGGACUGUUGUUGAACACUCCUCGACGUCAACUUCGCACGAGGAGCGCUCCUCAAUAGCCAAAAGCUCCUCCAGUAGCUAUGUCAUCGAGAUUGUCAACGGGAAAGAAAGGAUAAUCGACCAGAAACACCACGAGUCGGGUAGUGCCACUUCUGCCGUCAACGACGAACACUUAGCGAUGAAAAGUGGCACUAAUAUCACCCCAGAAAUACACUACAAGCAAGGGGCGAAGACCUCUUCCACCAAGUAUGACACUGCACGUCCUGAGUUGACUCAACCCAAAACCAAAACCUCAGAAUCGGUGAGGGAAGUGCACCAAAUCGGCGAUUCAGUAUCGACAACAGCCCACGCAAUACAAGAUUCACACCAAACUGACAAAACUAGUGAUAAAGCUAGUGACAGAAAGACAAAGAGUGAAGUAGUGGAUUCCACAUCUAAUAUUAGCAAAACUGUGAGAGAUGGAGGAGUUUCUUGUAGUAAGACAAAAGAUUCAGUUGAUUCAAAAACCUACACCAAAAGUAGUGAUAUCAAAGAAGAUUUCACCUCAUCGACAACUUAUUACGACUCCAAGGGGAACAUCAUCAAAACUGUGAAAGAUGGGGAAGUUUCAGGUAGCACAAGACGAGAUUCUGCUGAUUCCAACCAAACCUACACCAUUAGUGACAAAACUAGUGAUAUUAAAAAGUCAACAGUAGCAGAUUUCACCUCGUCGACAACUUAUUACGACUCCAAGGGGAACAUCAUCAGAACUGUGAGAGAUGGGGAGGUUUCUGGUGGUAAGGGAAGAGUUGAUAAAUCUAGUGACACAAAGAAUUUCGCAUCGUCGACAAGUUACUACGACUCCAAGGGGAACAUCAUCAGAACGGUGAAAGAUGGGGAAAUUUCUAGUGACAAGAGACGAGAUUCUGCUGAUUCGAGCCAAACCUACACCAUCAGUGACAAAUCUAGUGAUAUUAAAAAGUCAACAGUAGCAGAUUUCACCUCGUCGACAAGUUAUUACGACUCCAAGGGGAACAUCCUCAGAACUGUGAGAGAUGAGGAGGUUUCUGGUGGUAAGGGAAGAGUUGAUAAAUCUAGUGACACAAAGAAUUUCGCAUCGUCGACAAGUUAUUACGACUCCAAGGGGAACAUCAUCAGAACGGUGAAAGAUGGGGAAAUUUCUAGUGACAAGAGACGAGAUUCUGCUGAUUCGAAGCAAACCUACACCAUUAGUGACAAAACUAGUGAUAUAAAAAAGUCAACAAUGGCAGAUUUCACCUCCUCGACAACUUACUACGACUCCAAAACUGUGAAAGAUGGGCAAGUUUCUAGUGACAAGAGACGAGAUUCUGCUGAUUCGAGCCAAACCUACACCAUCAGUGACACCACUAGUGAUAUAAAAAAGUCAACAAAGAGUGAAGUAACAUCCAAGAAAAGAGAUUCGAUUGAUUCGAACCAAACCUACACCAUUAGUGACAAAACGUCAAAAGGUGGCGAUUUGACGACCACCACCACUACAAGUUACUAUGACUCCAGAGGGAAUGUCAUUAAAACGGUCAAAGAUGUGGACAUGGGGGAAAUCCCCGGUAAAAGGCGCGAUUCAGUCGACUCAAACCGGACUUACACCCUAAGUGAGAAGAGUUUCGUCGACGAUUCGACUUUUGAUGAGGUUUCCAAACGUCGAACAGCGCAAACCACCAGCGAUUCGCGCAAUUUCUACGGCCAUGGAGUCGACUCGUCCAACACCGUCGUGAAGAACGUUUACGACGAUAAAGCCGUCCAGAACACAAUUGGUACCAAAGGUAGAAUAAUAAAGGAUGACACAAUCGAUUCCACCGAUUUGGUCUAUUCGAACGAACGGAAUUAUGGGAAGACGGGGUGGAAUGGGAAGUUCACCUACGAGACUCCAAAGCGGUCGCCUUCGCCGGGGAAAAAGUCCGAUAAAAGAGCACCGUCGCCCGCGGCCCCAAAAAGGGGGACUUCCCCGGGGAAAAAGUCCGAUAAGAGAACACCGUCUCCCGCGGUCCCAAAAAAGGGGACUUCGCCGGGGAAAAGAACAAGAAACGUGACUGAUACCGUCCAGGAUUUUUUAUCGACUGAAAUUAAUGAAAACAUCAACCAGAGUAGUGCGAAAAGUUUUGACCAAGUGACCGAACACAUGGUGCCAACUGAAACCUUUGAAAGUUUCCAGACAAUUUCAUCCGACUCGAAAACUAGUUUUACUUCAGAUAGGAAGAGUUUUGUUGAUAAUCAGAGCAACAUCGAGAGUUACACCGUCUACGAGGGGCCUCGAUUGCCGGUGACAGAUUUUGUUGAGCAAAGUGAGAUUGUUGACAUCAAAAAUGUGACUGAUGUAAGAGAUACAAAAGUGACGAAUUUUGUGGAUAGGAAAGCGACUGUGGAACAUGUCACCAGCAAGGACGUGACUGAUUUUAGGACUUCGAAGGAUGUGACCGAUAAAGUCAAUAAAGUACACAUUGAAGAAAAUAUCGUCGAUAUUAAAACUAUCGACGAAGUCGAAAAUAUUACAAACAUCAACCGCUUCAGCGAUAAUAAAGUGAUCAAUAUUGUGAAGACCAUCAAAGAAGCCCCCAAACCUGCAACGAUCAAAAUCCCCAAUAAGGAGCAAUGCAUUUGCGAAUUGUGCACGUGUGGACGUCACACGUGUCCUCACAACCCAGACGAGUACAACGACCACUUGCACCUAGACGGCCCAUUUCUAGGUCAACCUAAAGACGAGUACAACGCAACUAGAGGCGAAAGAGCCCCAAUAAUCAUACCUAAAGACAACCUAAAACCUGAGGGUGAAUUUGAAAAACGCCAACCCCAAAAAUGGCAACCUGGCGAAAGAGUCCCUGUGAAAAUACCACAAGAUCAUUUGAAACCUGAAGGAGAAUUUGAAAAGAGACGUCCUGAAGAAUGGAAACCUGGGGACAGAGCACCCGUUAAGAAACCCCAAGACAACCUCAAACCGGAAGGUGAUUUCGAGAAGAGGAAACCACAACCUUGGGCACCUGGAGAGAGGGCCCCGGUGAGAAAACCGGAAGACAACCUAAGACCAGAGGGUGAUUUCGAGAAGCGCCGCCCGGAGGAAUGGAAACCUGGGGACAGAGCACCCGUUAAGAAACCCCAAGACAACCUCAAACCGGAAGGUGAUUUUGAAAAACGCAAACCGGAAGAAUGGAAACCUGGCGAAAGAGCCCCUGUCAAAAAACCAGAAGAUAACCUCCACCCAGAGGGAGAUUUCGAAAAACGCCAACCUCAGAAAUGGUCCCCGGGAGAAAGACCAAAACCGAAGAAACCCACCGAUAAUUUGCGUCCUGAAGGCGAGUUUGAGAAGCGGACGCCUGAAAAAUGGGCUCCGGGUGAACGAGAACCAGUGAAGAAACCUAAGGAUAAUCUGAAACCGGAAGGGGAUUUUGAGAUUCCUGAGCCUGAGCAAUGGAAACCAGCUGAGAGACCUAAGGCCACUAAACCUAAAGAUAACCUACAACCUGAAGGUGAUUUUGAAAGACCCGAGCCUAAGAAAUAUCUACCGGGGGAGAGACCAGUGGCGAAGAAACCUCAAGAUAAUUUGAAACCUGAAGGUGAAUUCACUGGGACUAGGACCAUUAUUGAAGAUUACCGUGUGAUUCGGGGAGAACGCGCCGAUAUUAAGCGACAUGAAGACAACAUUACUAUCGGAGGUGAAUUUAUAGAUGAAACUACCACUAAAGUUGAUUUUAAUGGCGAGUUAGUACCGAGACCUAGCCCUAUUCGGCGCAACACUUGGACAAAAAUUGAAGGCGAAUUUACCACAGAUACGACCAAUAAAUCGGAAUUUGUUGAUUACAGCACUGUUGUUGAAAGAACGCAACUUGUAAAAAGACGUCGAGAUAAUCUCACUGUUGAGGGCGACAUGACAUUCGAUACUUCAACAACAUUAGACUAUACUGAAAAAACACCAGAAUACGAACAAAGACGUCGAAGAACUUGGACAAAAGAUGACGUGGAUAAAUUUUAUUCAACGCAAAAUACUGAAACGACAACAACUACACAAGAAGUUUACAAACAGUUCAAUAACCAAGACGUUCGUCAAACAAUUGUUGUUCAUAGAGAUAACCUCAGGCCGGAAGGACCAUUUGAAGGAGUGCCAAAAUCAAAGGACGAUUUUGUUCCUAAAUUUGUUGAACGUCCUAAACCGAAGAAACCGGAAGAUAAUUUAAGACCGGAAGGUGAUUUCGAGAAACGUACUCCAGAGAAAUUUAUUCCAGCUGAAAGGCCUAAACAGAAAAAGCCUGAGGAUAAUUUGAGGCCUGAAGGAGAUUUCGAACGUCCGGAAAAACCGCAAUAUAAACCUGCUGAAAGACCUAAACAAAAAAGACCAGAAGAUAAUCUUCGUCCAGAAGGUGAAUUUGAAAGACCGACUCCAACCAAGGUUGGGCCUGGUGAACGCAGAAGUCCAAUUAAACACCAUGAUAACCUUAGACCUGAAGGCGACUUUGAAAGACCAGAAAAGCCUGGAUAUAGGCCUGCAGAACGUCCACAACCUAAAAAACCUGAAGAUAAUUUGAGACCAGAAGGUGAUUUUGAACGUCCAGAGAAACCUGGUUAUCGCCCAGCUGAACGUCCAAAACAGAAACGCCCUGAAGAUAAUUUGAGGCCUGAAGGCGAAUUUGAAAGGCCUGAAAAACCUAGUUUUAGGCCUGCUGAACGUCCACAACAAAAACGCCCUGAAGAUAAUUUGAAGCCUGAAGGUGACUUUGAAAGACCUGAAAAACCUGGUUACAGGCCUGCUGAACGUCCACAGCAGAAACGUCCUGAAGACAAUUUAAGACCAGAAGGUGAUUUUGAACGUCCAGAGAAACCUGGAUAUCGCCCAGCUGAACGUCCAAAACAGAAACGCCCUGAAGAUAAUUUGAGGCCUGAAGGUGAUUUUGAGAGGCCGGAGAAACCACAAUAUCGUCCUGCUGAACGUCCAAAACAGAAGAAACCAGAAGAUAAUCUUCGUCCUGAAGGUGACUUUGAACGACCGACUCCAACGAAGAUUGGGCCUGCUGAAAGAAGAACACCUAUUAAACAUGACGAUAAUCUUCGACCGGAAGGAGAAUUUGAACGGCCAGAAAAACCAGAGUACAGACCAGCAGAACGUCCGAAACAAAGACGUCCAGAAGAUAAUCUGAGACCAGAAGGAGAUUUUGAAAGACCAACUCCUACGAAAAUUGGGCCAGCAGAACGCAGAACACCAAUUAAACAUUAUGAUAAUCUUCGUCCUGAAGGUGAUUUUGAACGUCCUGAAAAACCAGAAUAUCGUCCCGCUGAAAGACCCAAGCAAAAACGUCCUGAAGACAAUCUUCGACCAGAAGGUGACUUUGAACGUCCUGAAAAACCUCAUUAUAGACCGGCUGAAAGACCUCAACCUAAAAGACCUGAAGAUAAUCUUCGCCCUGAAGGUGACUUUGAAAGACCGAGUCCCACUAAGGUUGGUCCUGCUGAAAGAAGAACACCAAUUAAGCACGAUGAUAAUCUUCGACCUGAAGGGGACUUUGAACGUCCUGAGAAACCAGAAUAUCGACCAGCUGAAAGACCCAAGCAAAAACGUCCUGAAGACAAUCUCCGUCCUGAAGGUGACUUUGAAAGACCAACUCCAACGAAGGUUGGCCCUGCUGAAAGAAGAACACCAAUUAAGCACGGUGAUAAUCUUCGUCCUGAAGGUGACUUCGAGCGUCUAGAAAAACCACAGUAUAGGCCAGCUGAGAGACCUCAACCUAAAAGACCUGAAGAUAAUCUUCGUCCUGAAGGUGACUUUGAAAGACCGAGUCCAACGAAGGUUGGGCCUGCUGAAAGAAGAACACCAAUUAAGCACGGUGAUAAUCUUCGUCCUGAAGGUGACUUCGAGCGUCCAGAAAAACCACAGUAUAGGCCAGCUGAAAGACCUCAACCUAAAAAACCAGAAGACAAUCUUCGCCCUGAAGGUGACUUUGAAAGACCAACUCCAACGAAAGUUGGUCCUGCUGAAAGAAGAACACCAAUUAAGCACGAUGAUAAUCUUCGACCUGAAGGAGACUUUGAACGUCCUGAAAAACCUGAAUUCAGACCAGCAGAACGUCCAAAACAGAAGAAACCUGAAGAUAAUCUUCGUCCAGAAGGAGAAUUCGAAAGGCCCACACCUACUAAAGUUGGACCCGGUGAACGCAGAAGUCCAAUUAAACACCACGAUAAUCUCAAACCUGAAGGGGACUUUGAAAGGCCCGAAAAACCUAAAUUUAAACCAGCUGAAAGACCUCAACCUAAAAAACCUGAAGAUAAUCUUAAACCUGAAGGUGAAUUUGAAAGACCUGAGUUGAUAGAAGUGGGACCUUGUGAAUUACGGAAGCCUAUCAAACAUGAAGAUAAUCUCAAACCUGAAGGAACACUUAUCGUUACCAGAAAAGACGAUUACAAUGUUGUAAAAGGAGAAAGAGUUGAUAUAAUCAAACGUGAAGAUAAUUUACGAGUGGAAGGAGAAUGGGAUAUACGACGUAGAGACGACUAUAGUAAUACCACAGUCGUAGAUCGUGUCGAUGUUAUCAAACGACAAGAUAAUUUACGUGUUGAAGGAGAAUUUACCGAUAUGCGUACAAGAGAUGAUUAUAAAGUUGUCAAAGGUGAAAGAUACGAUACUGUUAUUCACCAAGACAAUUUGAAAACAGAAGGCGAAUUUAGAAGUAGUAGAACUAGUGACGAAUACUCAGCCGUCAAAGGAGAACGAGCUGAAAUUAUCACCAGACAAGAUAAUUUAAGAAUGGAAGGAGAAUUCAACGAAUAUCGAAAACGAGACGAAUACAACACUCGAGUUAUUGAAAAGACAGAAGUUAUUCGUCAUGAAGACAACUUGAAAUUGGAGGGCACCUUCGAAAGACCUUCUGUUGUCCAAGUGGGCCCAGGGGAGCGCCGCAGACCCAUCAAACAUGACGAUAAUUUACACCCGGAAGGAGACUUUGAACGUCCAGACCGUCCUGGCUAUAAACCAGCCGAAAGGCCGUCACCAAUUAAACCCCAAGACAACCUCAAACCUGAAGGACAAUUCGAACGACCAAAAUCGCCAGGUUUCUUACCAGGAGAACGUCGUACUCCCAUUCGUCACGAAGACAAUUUGCAUCCAGAAGGAGACUUUGAACGUCCUCACAAACCACAAUACCAACCAGUUGAACGUCCAACUCCUAAGAAACCUAAAGACAACCUAAAACCCGAAGGUGCAUUUGAACGUCCUACACCUAGUCCAGUUGGCCCCGGCGAAAGACGAAGUCCUAUAAGACACCAUGAUAAUCUAAGACCUGAAGGUGCAUUUGAACGUCCUGAAAAAACAGGAUAUAAACCUGGAGAAAGGCCAAGUCCGAAGAAACCCCAGGAUAAUUUACGUCCAGAAGGAGAUUUUGAACGACCUGAAAAGCCCAAAUAUGCUCCUGGCGAAAGGCUACCAAUGAAGAAACCCCAAGACAACUUGAAACCAGAAGGUGAAUUUGAAACUCCCCAAAAGCCCAAAUACGGUCCCGGCGAACGUGCCCCCAUCGUCAAACACCCCGACAACCUUAAACCAGAAGGCGAAUUCAUCGCAACCCCCAAAAGCAAAGACGAUUUUAAACCAACUCGAGGCGAACGAGCACCUGUCAGAAAACCCCAAGACAAUCUAAAAAUAACAGGGGAAUUCCACGAUGUCACAAUGCAGAAAUCCCAGUUUGUUGCAACACGAGGCGAAAGAGCCGAAAUUCGAAAACACGAAGACUCACUCACUAUCGGUAACGGCAAAACCGAAUACAUCACCACAACGAAGGAGACAUUUGACAAAACACCGAAGAAACAAAUCACAACAACAACAACAACACCAGGAUCGAUCAACAGAAGACGCCACAUUGAAUCACACAUCACUUUGGGGAGUGACACAACAGUGAUGCAAACAACAAAUCAAAGCAACUACAACACCUACACGAAGAAAGUUGAGCGGAAGGAAGUUGAUGUUGCGAAGAACGACACCAAAUCAACCGCCAACAAAACCACCAGUGUUGCAACUGACACCAAAACUUUGGCCGACGGCACUGUUGUCACCACGACGAGGACGACAACUAAACAACAACAACAACAACAAGUUUCUGGUGAAGUCAAGCAAUCCCACGUGGUGCAAAAGCAGCAAGUUUCUGGUGAAGUCAAGCAAUCCCACGUGGUGCAUUCUGGUGAAGUCAAGCAAUCCCACGUGGUGCAUUCUGGUGAAGUCAAGCAAUCCCACGUGGUCCAAAACAACACUUCGCAAUCAUCAACCCACCACCGCAAGAACGUCAUGACAUCAGCUGAAGAGAUCAGCAACCAGAUCCUCCACAGGAAGGGUCUUCACACAUCUUCGGAAGCCCUCCAUGCGACCAGUUCCGCCGCCCUCGACAUGAGAAAAUCAAUCUGUAAUCUUCACGACCAAGGCCAUGUGAGCCAGAACAGCGAAAGGAGGAGUCUCAGCUCCAUCCAUCGGUCCACGCAAGAAAGCAACAUGGCCAACCGCCGCAGCCAUUUUGCAACAACUUACGAGACUGUUGAAAGGCCUCAGAAGAUCAUCCGGAAGGAUAAUCUCUCAGUGGGGGGGCAUUUCUACGGCCAAUCGGAAGCUAAGUCGUAUGGGGAGUUUACCAAACAGCAGAAUGUUCAAAGAGUUGAGAGGGUUUCCAGGAGGUCGAAUAUUUCGAAUAUCAGUUUGGGGGAUAGCUCGUCGACUGUUAUAACAUCGUACAAGAAGGAGUUUUUGCCGAGGAAUGUGGGGCCGUGUCCUGCGGUCUUGAUUGAUUUGCCCAAGAGUCCGCUGAAGCAUACGAGAGACACCAAGUCUCAUAAAUUUUAUGCACCGGUUUCUAGUAAAUAAGUGACAUUCCUAUUCGUACUCAUAGACUGUAAAAUUAACAUUCUAACAUUGUGAUACUUGUUAUUACUCAUAAUUUUAUUUUUAUAGAGGUAGAGGUUAGAAGUGAGACGGCUUUGGUCAGGAUUUUAUAUUUUGCUUGGGACUUUUGUAUCAAUUAUUAAUACUUGCCUAUGUUAUAGAUAUUUUUAUAUGAUUGUAUUACCAUAAAAAGCCAAUAAAAUUAACAGUUGAUUAA
Tribolium madens (black flour beetle) is the source of this 9646-nucleotide messenger RNA. RefSeq lists its product as uncharacterized. Bases 79 to 9411 code for a protein of 3110 amino acids. Gene Ontology annotation, biological process: microtubule anchoring. Gene Ontology annotation, cellular component: centriole; ciliary basal body; axonemal microtubule. Gene Ontology annotation, molecular function: microtubule binding. The transcript is spliced from 5 exons. NCBI's taxonomy places the organism in Eukaryota, Metazoa, Arthropoda, Insecta, Coleoptera, Tenebrionidae. The record is from RefSeq and is a predicted model, not a curated record.